Perkinsus marinus ATCC 50983 is the source of this 2521-nucleotide messenger RNA. Its product is annotated as kelch repeat protein, putative. Lineage: Eukaryota; Perkinsozoa; Perkinsida; Perkinsidae. Gene Ontology annotation, molecular function: protein binding. The record is from RefSeq and is a predicted model, not a curated record. The coding region runs from base 12 to 1895 and encodes 627 amino acids. The transcript has 11 exons.
AUUCUAUCGCCAUGCGGUCAUCAGCCGAUUACGGUUCCCACGGCGGUCCACUUAGGAGGCUCGAGUCUUCACCAUCAUCCAUGACUUCAUGGUAUAGGGAAAGUGAUACGAAUGAUGAAAGUCCUAUGCGGCAGGUGACCUCUCAAAUGUCACGACUCUCAAUGUCGGCCGAACCAGACAGGGCUCGAGCGUACACUACCAGUCUGUCGCCUCCAAGACCUACCCCAGUCACUUUCCGAUGGGAGAAGGUUCGGACAACUGGGGAAGUAUUCACUCCUCGAACUGGACAUUGUUGCGCAAGUGUUGGUGACCAUAUAUUCUUAUUUGGUGGCACUGACGGGGAAAGCAGAAAGUGUGACGUGUACUGUUACUGGUGUAACAGACAGGAAUGGGAGCGGGUGAAGGUUCAGCGAUGUCACGAUGGACAAGUCAGCGAGCCCCCAGCCCGAUCAGGUGCCCGCUCGGCUGUUUUUGAAGGAAUUGUCUACAUAUUCGGUGGUUACACCAAAAAGGAUGGCGACUACUUCAACGACACCUGGGCAUUCAACCCGCUCUACCACACGUGGACCAUGCUCGCUGCUGCUGGUGAUGUUCCAGCUCGGAGAACUGACCAUUCGAUGGUCCUCUACGACGGUUGUGUCUACACAUUUGGCGGUUUCGAUGGCAGGAAUCGUUUCAACGAUGUUAGUAUGAUGACGCUACCCGCCCAUGGAGCGUUCCGUGGAGGCUCACCUGUGGCGAGAUGGGAACUUAUAGAUGGUCCCGCAACAAGGGUGGCGACUGGGCAGGAGUGUCCUACCCCGAGAUUUGGGCAUUCUGCUGUGGUUCACGGUUCGUGUAUGUACGUAUUCGGCGGUUGGGACGGUCACGACACGUUGAACGAGCUGUGGGAAUUCAACUUCCCAUCUGGAAAAUGGUACCCAGUGGCUCAACGUGGUAUUGUUCCUCGUCCGCGAUACCGACAUGGAUGUGUAGUGAUAGAUGACAGUAUGAUCGUAUUUGGUGGAGUUGACAAGGACCAACAUCGGUUCAACGAAUUGGCAGAGUUCGACUUCAACACUGGUGUCUGGUCUAAGCUCGAUACGGUGGGAGAGAUUCCAACUGGGAGAACCUUCCAUAAGUGUCGCGUCUGGCAUGGCACGCUCUACCUUAUAGGUGGUUUUGACGGUCGCCGACAAAAUGAUAUGUAUCGGGUUGCAAUGGAAGAGGGCCUGAGGAAAAGGGCUGCGGCUCUUUCAAGAUCUGAUACUGUGGCGGCUUCGUCUUCAGCUUGUGUAGCGGCCAGCUGUGCCUGCUGUGAUACUUCAUGUAGUUCUGAGCCUCCACAAGUGGUGAUGCCUGAGGACCUAUGCAAGUGGCAGAGAAUCGAGACUAAGAAUGCUAUUGGUGAUGACUUGAGUGGGAGAACGGGGCACUCAGCGGUGACCUGGGGAAAGCAUAUGUUCGUCUUUGGUGGGACGGACGAACAUGCGCGUCAAAAUGAUGUCUAUAAGUUCGAUUUUUCUACACAAAUGUGGUGUAAAGUGGCCACAUCGUCGCCGCAACCAGCCGCGAGGAGCGGUAGUAAGGCGGUGGUAUACAAAGAUUAUAUGUAUCUAUUUGGUGGCUAUACGAAAAAGGAAGGGAAGUACUUUAAUGAUAUGUGGAGGCUCAAUCUAGUUAAAGGAACUUGGACACUGGUCAAGCCUAGACGUGGUACUCCACCGUCUCCCCGAACUGAUCAUACGUGCUGUAUAUUGAGGUCGGACAUAUAUGUAUUUGGUGGUUUCGAUGGCAGAUCGAGAUUUCAAGAUCUACACAUUUUCAACACUGAGGAGGAAGCGUGGACUGCGAUUAGCCCAGGAAAUGAGCCCUUAGGACGAUUCGGGCACACGGCGGUUAUGUAUAAUACGUGAGUACGCAAGCUCCCGAGGUGUGUCUGAUAUCACAUAGGUCCAUGUAUGUCUUUGGAGGGUGGAAUGGUCAUGAUACACUGGAUGAUUUAUGCGAAUAUUCUACAGAAUCGCAAAACUGGUUGUCAGUCCCUGGGCGUGGCGAGAUCGUGAGCAGUAGAUAUCGACAUAGUGCUGUGGUUUAUGGCUGCUGUAUGUUCAUAUUCGGCGGAGUUGACAAGAAGCAGGAGCGUUUUGCUGACCUUUGUGAAUUCAAUUUCGAGACGAGUAAUGAAUCUCAAUAUAUGUUUGAUCUCGAAUCUUUUUUACCGGUUUUCCAACGAGCUUAUGGAAUUUCGCUGAAUUGUUGAUUAUUUUCUGGAGUUUCACAACCCGUUUUACGUGAAGUGGCGUGAAACUUGGUGAAAAACGCGAUAUUCGCGGUGAUAUGCAGUAGUCGUGAAAUAUAUUUUUCACUAGAGUUUUUCAUAUCACUAGGGUGGUGAAACUCCACUGUACUGAUUAGUAUAUAAUGUCAACAUGCACAUAAUAUAAGAUAUAAUCAAUGAGUUUUAGUAAAUUUUGGAGUUUCACAACCCGUUUUACGUGAACUGGCGUAAUACUCGAUGAAAAAACGCGAUAUUGUCGGU